Messenger RNA from Arxiozyma heterogenica, 654 nucleotides. It is a transcript of the gene RAD10, whose product is annotated as DNA repair protein RAD10. Lineage: Eukaryota; Fungi; Ascomycota; Saccharomycetes; Saccharomycetales; Saccharomycetaceae. Gene Ontology annotation, biological process: UV-damage excision repair; mitotic recombination. The transcript has a single exon. The coding region runs from base 1 to 654 and encodes 217 amino acids. The record is from RefSeq and is a predicted model, not a curated record. Gene Ontology annotation, cellular component: nucleotide-excision repair factor 1 complex; nucleus; ERCC4-ERCC1 complex. Gene Ontology annotation, molecular function: single-stranded DNA binding; damaged DNA binding.
AUGAAUAAUACUGAUCCAACAUCAUUUAAGAGUAUUCUUGCAGGUGUUAAAAGAUUAAGAGAUCAACAAACUGGAGCUAAAGAAAACACACUGAACAAUGCACCAAUUGAAGAAAAACAACAACAACAACAACAACAACAGUCAACCAUUGAUAAUCAUAAUAACAGUAAUACAAAAGUUAUCAAUACUUUCAACCAACAACGAACUCCUUUACCAGCAGAUCAGAAAAAUAAUAAAACUAUAUAUGAGACUAAUACCAACGAUAAUAAUAAGAAGUUUAAGAGAAAAACUGUCCUAAUAAAUACUACACAGAGGGAAAAUCCAUUAUUAGACCAUUUAAAAAAUACCACUUGGAGGUAUAUAUCAUCCACACCCACACAUAAGAUAUUCUAUGAUUAUUUAAUUAAAGGUCGUUCUGUUCUAUUCCUGACGUUAAGUUAUCAUAAGUUAUACACUGAUUAUAUAUCAAGACGAAUGGGUCCUUUAUCUUCUAACAACGAUAAUAUCCUAUUAUUUGUGAUUGAUGACAAUAGUAUGCGAUCUGAACAGGCUUUAACAGAGAUAACCAAACUAUGUAUGUUUAACGGUUUUACUCUAUUAGUAGCCUUCAGUUUUGAGCAAGCUGCUAAAUACAUAGAAUAUUUAAAUAUAUGA